This is a messenger RNA of Zymoseptoria tritici IPO323, 1788 nucleotides long. RefSeq lists its product as uncharacterized. NCBI's taxonomy places the organism in Eukaryota, Fungi, Ascomycota, Dothideomycetes, Mycosphaerellales, Mycosphaerellaceae. The coding region runs from base 1 to 1788 and encodes 595 amino acids. The record is from RefSeq and is a predicted model, not a curated record. Gene Ontology annotation, molecular function: protein binding. The transcript has a single exon.
AUGGCUCCGAACAAGCUCGCCGAAUUACCGCCUGAGCUUCUUUCCGAGGUAAUUGUUCAUCUAGAAUCUGCUUCCUCAAUCGCAAGACUCGGGACCACCAGCAAGAGUCUACGCGCAUUCGUGGAGAAAGAUGCCUGGAAAGGCUUCUGCAAGACUCAGUUCCCAACUACCGCACCACAAACCGACUGUGGUCAGGCAUAUAGCCACACCGCCCGCACCUUAACGAGCCUCUCACAAGCCUUCGAUCGGAGGGCGUUCAUUGCAAGAUACAUCGAGCCACGCGGUGAAGUGACCGCAUUUCCGCAAGGGAAGAAGCUUGAAAGAUGGACACGGCCACGCGGUCAAACAAUUGGAUUCAUACCUCAUCUGGACGUGUACGAAGAUAUCUCCUCAACCAGUAGAGAGGAACAUUUGGCAUUCAGUGCCGGCGCCGAGGUCUGUCUAGGACAGACAUCGCGUAGGAAAAGUUCAGAGAAGACAGCAUGGACAACAUACAAACCACACUCGGCGUGUGAGGGAAGAGACGAUGUUACAAGCCUUCACUUAGUGCGUCCGGAGGUUGGUGGAAAGUCCAAGAGGGAAAUCAUCAUCGGAACAGCGAACGGAGACUUGCAGCUGGUGACUCUCCCAUCUGGCUCCGACGAUCAGAAGGUGGAAAUUACCUACUUCACUACGCAAGGCCUACCUGUCAGAUCGAGCAGUCUCUAUCAGCGACCCGGUCAACCCGCGAUUCUCGCGGCAAGUCUGGGCGAGUCUAAGAUAGCUCUGUAUCAGAUCGAUCGAGAGCAAAGGAAGAUUGCUCCUUCCAGCGAGAUGACACUCAAGCCUGUCCUUCGUGCUGAUGGUAACCCUUCUACCCAACAUCGCGCAUGGUCAACGACAAUGCUCUCCUCGAGCCUCCUGGCGGCCGGUGUGGGGCCCUCUACUGAACCAAUACACAUCUAUCCUAUCACCGAAGCUGGGAUAACAAGAGACGCACUCAGGAAGUUCAGUCUGAACAUCGACGGCGACAAAGUAGACAAUGGGUCCAGCUCGCCCGCUGGCCUGAUGUCGUCCGUGUACACCAUCGUGCCUCUGCCAUCUUCGUCAGACUCGAGCUCAAGCAACGUCUUCCUCUCCGGCGCUUAUGACGGCAUUGUACGACUUCACGACCUCCGUUCUAGCCGUGACUUGGAGCAGUCAUACAUCGAUCCCGCAGACGAUAGCGCAAUUUACAGCAUAUUACCGCGCGGCCAGGAGAAAUUGUUGACUGGAACCAGCAGGCACAAUUUGCUGAAAGUUUUCGACCUGAGAUUAGGCAAGAAGUGCUACGACUACAGAAACGCAAGUAAAGCUGGACGAACAAAUCUUGGCUCCGAAUCCGACUUCAACAUCUUUCUCCGAUCAAAUGAACCGCCAGGGCAAGGCAACAGAGGCUGGCAAAGGAACCGCACGAAGGAGUCCAGCGUCUACUCGCUCGCGUCGUCUUCUGCCGACUCCCCGUACAUAUACGCCGGGCUGGAGAAUGCCAUCAUGUCUCUCGCAUUCACCGAGAUACUGGACGACCAUCCUGACUCGACGUUCUUCGAUCCGUGGUCAUCACGAACCGAUAAGAAGCUGGCAUCAAGCUCGAGAAUGGUCAACGAGAGAGAAGUCUUGAGCCUCGCGAUGUACGAUCAGGGAUCGAAUAUGAGUCUGCGUGUUCAGCGGAGUCCGUGGGAGACAUGGCAAUUCUGGCGGAGUACUGCGCAGAAGACCCGUGGGAAGCUCGAUGAGAGAUGGAGGAGCUCUGCUGAUACAGGCAUCUGA